Messenger RNA from Lolium rigidum, 1422 nucleotides. Its product is annotated as AAA-ATPase At3g28610-like. The coding region runs from base 1 to 1422 and encodes 473 amino acids. Gene Ontology annotation, molecular function: ATP binding; ATP hydrolysis activity. The transcript is spliced from 2 exons. The record is from RefSeq and is a predicted model, not a curated record. Lineage: Eukaryota; Viridiplantae; Streptophyta; Magnoliopsida; Poales; Poaceae.
AUGGAGUCAGCCGGAAGCAGAGGAGCGUUGCAGCGAUCUGCACCAAGUCAGAGCAGCAUGCUGUACCACCUCACCAACUCGGCGUGGAUGUACCUGGCGCCGGUGGCGCUCGGGGUGCUCAGGUCCUUCUUCAACCAGCACCUUCGGCGGCCGCUGCGGCGGUUCCUCCCAUCCCUCGACCCGUUCGUCACCGUUGACGUCGCCGCCAAGCCGGAGGACCACUCCUACUACUACGGCCCCGAGGGCGGCGCCAAGUCGAGCGACGCCUACGGGGAGGUGCUGGCUUACCUGAGCGCGGCGUGCUCGCGGGACGCGCGGGAGCUCCGCGCAGAGGGCGCCGCCGAGGGCCACGGCCUCGUGCUCAGCCUCCGCGAGGGCCAGGAGGUGGCCGACGAGUUCAAGGGCGUCACCUUGUGGUGGUCGGCGGUGACGCAUCCCGAGGCGGCGAGGAGGUGCUGCCGCCUCACGUUCCACGAGCGCCACCGGAGGCUCGUCGUCGACGAGUAUCUACCCUACGUUCGCCGCACCGGACAGGAGCUCGCCGCCCGCAACCGUCCCCGCAGGCUCUACUCCAACAAGAAGGAGCUCAACUACCAUUCUAGGAGGGAGGAGGUAUGGAGCUACAUCGACUUCGACCACCCGACCACCUUCGAGACUCUGGCCAUGGACCCAGCAAAGAAGCACAUGAUCAUGGACGACCUCGACGACUUCCGAAACAGCAGGGACUACUACCGCCGCAUCGGCAGAGCGUGGAAGCGAGGCUACCUCCUCUACGGCCCGCCGGGAACGGGCAAGUCCACCAUGAUCGCCGCCAUGGCCAACUACCUCAACUACGACAUCUACGACAUCGAGCUCACCUCCCUACAGACCAACGGCGACCUCCGCAAGCUCUUCGUGGAGACCACGGGCAAGUCCAUCAUCGUCAUCGAGGACAUCGACUGCUCCCUCGACCUCACCGGCAGCCGUGCCAGCAUGAUGCCGCAAAGACACGUCGUCGAGAAGUCACACGAGAGGAUGGUGACGCUGUCCGGACUGCUCAACUUCCUCGACGGGCUGUGGUCGGCGCACAGCGGCGAGCGGAUCAUCGUGAUCACCACCAACCGACCCAAGAUGCUUGACCCGGCGCUGAUCCGGCCUGGUAGGAUGGACAUGCACGUCGAGAUGUCCUACUGCAAGUUUGGGGCGUUCAUGACGCUCGCCAAGAACUACCUCGGGGUGGACGCGCACCCUCUCUUCUACGAUGUCCAGGAGCUGUUGCAGGUGGCGGACAUGACGCCGGCCGACGUCGCCGAGUGCCUCAUGAUGCCGUCCGAGCGCACCGCCCGGCGCGGCGUGGAUGCCUGUCUCGCGCGCUUGGUAGAUGAGCUAAAGAAGAAGCGCGAGGAGAAGAGAGCGGCCAAGGAGAAAGUUGCACCGGAGUAG